Messenger RNA from Bacillus rossius redtenbacheri, 822 nucleotides. RefSeq lists its product as uncharacterized. The transcript is spliced from 4 exons. Bases 1 to 678 code for a protein of 225 amino acids. Lineage: Eukaryota; Metazoa; Arthropoda; Insecta; Phasmatodea; Bacillidae. The record is from RefSeq and is a predicted model, not a curated record.
AUGAGCGAGCAGCGGGGACGCCCCGAGGCAGUGCCGGCGGAAGUGCGGGCUCGCGCCGGAAGCAGCGCGGGAAAUGGAGCCGUGUCUCUGGUGCGCACCAUCGAGCCGCGCCUUGCCACACCUGUGCACACGACUGCAAUACGGCACCUGAGCUUCCAGCAGCCAAUAUACCACUCUAGAUACCAGACUGUCAACACCGAUGUGUUGAUGCAUCUGUGCCGAGAUUACCGCGAGCCCUUCAGCCCCGGGAUAGGCUCGCCUGCAUCGACGUCCCGCGGGAACUCCACCUCGUCCCGGAUAUCAGAGAGAUACACGCCCCGGCACACACUUGCAGCAGGAGGAGACAUGCUGUGGCCGGUGCUGGUGCUGUGCGCGGCGGCGGUGCUGGUGACGUCACGGCCCUCCUACCAGACCUCGCUGGAGGCGGCGUGGGGCGGGGACGGCGCGCCCGACCUGCCACCCCCAGGCUGGCUCGACGAGAACCCCGCCGAAGCAGACAUGGAGGAGCCCAGUAAGCGUGCACUGUCCAUGCUGGCACGCUGGCGGCCCUUCACUGCCUUCGUGAGCCGCUACGUGCGGCCUCGCAGCCCAGCGCCCUAUGACACCGACUUUGUGUCGGCCGAGACGCGUGGUGCCAUCAGGCCGUAUGGCCAGCCGCUGCGCUGGGGCCGGCGCUAAAGCGACCACGCUCUGCUACCACUUGGUUACCUAGCAUCCUCGAGCAUCGCCGCGUGUCGCUGAGUCAUCGCACCGGAACCUGUGAUCCAGCACUCGUGUCGGAGAAGUCCUCGUUCGACGACUGCAUGUUGUGGGUGCCACUGU